This is a messenger RNA of Saccostrea echinata, 2594 nucleotides long. Its product is annotated as ralA-binding protein 1-like. The transcript has 14 exons. NCBI's taxonomy places the organism in Eukaryota, Metazoa, Mollusca, Bivalvia, Ostreida, Ostreidae. The record is from RefSeq and is a predicted model, not a curated record. The coding region runs from base 86 to 2587 and encodes 833 amino acids. Gene Ontology annotation, biological process: small GTPase-mediated signal transduction. Gene Ontology annotation, molecular function: GTPase activator activity; small GTPase binding.
GCCGUGUUGGCUGAUUGAACGUUCAUGUAGAGGCAGAUUUUCCUCCAUAUUUGAGUGACAGUCCACGGGAGAGAACAUCGCAGUCAUGAACACAGAUCAUAUUGAUGGAAGUGAGGAUGGAAAAAAGCGAGAUCUGCUUGGUAAAAAACGAGACUCAAAGAAGGGACAGAAAGAUCAGGGGUACAUGAAGUUUGACGAGGAGGACUCGGACACAUCUCAAAUCACCACAGAAGAAUUCAAGAGUCCAUCGAAAGCCAAGAAAUCAAAGUCAUUUUUCAAAAAGCAAAAACCAAAGGAAGAAAAGAAAGACAAAGAAGGGAAGAAGGAUGAGAAAGAGAAGGAAAAAGAAGGAAAGAGAGAAGAAAAAGAAGGAAAGAAGCACAAAAUUAAAGGAAAAAAGAAAUCCAAGCACGAACCUCCACCCCCAAGUGAGCCAGUUGAAGUUACCAAACCUAUUUUUGGUGUACCAUUGUCAGUGGCCGUGGAGAGAAGCCCAAGUCAUGAUGGGAUAGAACUGCCUCGGCUUUUCCGGGAGUGUGUAGAUUAUAUUGAGGAACACGGUUUAUCCUGUGAGGGAAUCUACAGAAUCUCAGGGGUGAAAUCUAAGAUCCAGAUGUUGAAGGACUGUUAUAACCGCGGGGCACCUGUUUACCUGGAGGAACAUGAACCAAACAUCAUAGCGAGCCUCCUUAAACAGUUCCUCCGCGAGCUCCCUGAGCCCGUGCUGACCAAAGCUCUCAUGUCAAAGUUUGAGGACGCCUCAGUGGUGCGAGGAGAGAUAGCAAGAUGUGAAGCAUUCCGGAGAUUAAUUAAUGACCUGCCUACGUGUAAUAGACUUCUACUGUCGUGGAUGAUUGUCCAUAUGACUCAUGUUAUACAAAGGGAGAAAGAGAACAAGAUGAGCCUACAGAACGUGUCCAUUGUCCUGAGUCCUACCAUGCAGAUCUCGCACAGAGUACUCAAUGUACUGUUCCAAUCCUCAUCUAAACUCUUCUCAGACAUCGAGAUCAAAAAAUAUAAACCCCCCAUUAAGCCCACUACUUCCCGCUGGUCACUAGAACUCCCAGAAUCCCUUGCUCCGAUGCAGGAGGAACUGCAGAAGCAGGAGUCUCUGCUAAACGCUCUCCAUGCAGAGAUCAACGCCGGGUCCACAGAUCAAGAGAAGGAGGAACAACUGUGGGAGGUCCAGCGAAUCGUGACCCAACUCAAACGAAAGAUCAAACAAGCCCAGAAACAAGCAACAGAGAGAAAAUUGAAGGAUGAGUCGAUCCCGCCCACUGUAACAGAGGAGGAGGAGUUGAAGCUUGAUCUACAGGUGCCAGUCAAACAACAAGCCCCGCCCCCACCUCAGCAAGGUCAACCUACAGAUCAAGAAGCCACACCUAUAUCAGAAACAGCUCAUCAAGAUGAAUCUGACAUGCAGCAUGUCCCAUCCCAGGAACAAGCCAAUCAGAAGGAGGCUUACAGGGAGACAGAGGAGGCUGGUCAAACUUCAGCCAAUCAAGAGCAAGAAGAGGAAAUCUCUGAUAAAGCUACAAUUGAUCAGAUAGAAGAAACUUGCCCUACUUCAAAAUCGGAGCAGGAACCUACCACAGAGAGAAAGGAAACUUUAGGAGAUGAUGUUGAUUCCAGAUCUGUGGAACCUGAGGAGACCCAAGAUACUGUCACUGAAAUGAAACAGGAAGUCAACCAAAAGGAGGAGAGUAUAGAACAAACACAAAAAGGAAGUGAGGACCAAACAGAAAGUGUGGAAAAGGAAGUUACUGGACAAGAAGUGGAGGUUGAUAAGUCAAAGGAGGGAGAACUGGCCCCGCAACAAGAAGUUGAGGACAUUGAGAAAACUGAAGAUGUGGGAUUUGACCAAUCUGCUGGGGUUGACACAGCUGGUGUGUCAGUCAAUGAGCAGGACGAAUCUUCUGAUGACCAAUUUGAAAACACUGCAGAGAAAAUUCUGGAGGCAGAGAGGGGUGUGGCACACAACUGGACAGAUGAAAGUGAGGCUUGUGUAACAGAUCAAGAAGAGGGGAGGUCACAGGUUAAAGGUCAACAGAGGUCAACUGAAGGUCAGGAAGAGGAAACUGUGCAGGAAGAGAGACAAACACUAGAUGAAGUGGACGGGGAGAAACCAAAUGAUACAUCAUUGCAGGAAGAAAUUGAAGAAGAUGAAGAGUUCGCCUAUGAUGAUGAGAUGAUGAAGUUGCUGGAGGAAGAACAGGCCCUUAUACUGGAGGAGGAGGAGCUUCUGGCUAUAGAACGAGAACUAAGAAAGAAAAUUGAGACGGAGCGACACGAGGCGGAGAGACUGAAUCAAGAAAUCGAUGAGCUGAAGUACCUGAGACAGGAUUCCGAUGUGGACGAGUACAGCUCCGAGUCUGACAGCAGCUACGAGAGCGAGGACGAGGAAGAUCUACAGGAGAUCCUCAAACAGCUGAUAGCUCGUAACGAGGAACAGGAGAGGAAGAAUGCCGAGUUGUGCAGUAAAAUUCAUGAGGAGAGGAUGAUAUGUCUGGAUGUCAAAGUCCAGAUCCGGAUGUUACAACAAAAACAACUGGAGAGUUCACUCAGUAUACAGGCCAUACUGGGAUAACAACAAC